GAAAAACAAACUGACCAGAAUGAAGAACACCCAAGUACCAUUUUCAGAAACUCACUCUUCCUCACAAAUAAGGAUGGAAGUGUAAACAAUAAUUUUUACAAAUAUAUUGAGGAGAAAAACCAAAGUAAGUGUCCACUAGGGGUUGAAUGUCCAUUGGCUCACAGUAAAGAAGAGAUCGAUUAUCAUCCUCUGCUCUAUAAAACCAAAAGGUGUGAAGAUUAUAUGCAAGCCAAUUGUAAUAGGUACUAUUGCCCUAAUUUACAUGGCCUAGCGGAACAGAGAAAAAUAAAGGAGUAUUUCAUACCAUUCUGUAGCAAAAUAGAUAUCCCCCCUUACCCUAACGUUACUGUAGUGAAUAAAAUUCAAUAUGGUUCAUUUAAGGGACAGAAUCAAGGGAGGAGUACUGCUAAGAAAAGCAUCUCAUCACAGCAAGGGGGUAUCUCCUCUUCGCUGUAUUUUAACUACCCACAUGGGAAAAAUAAUCAUUCCCAUAGGGAGGGAAACAGAAUGAUAAAUGUAAAGGAGAAGAAAAGUGUUGAUGCGAAGUAUGACUCGAUUAGAAUCCCUUACCAUGAGAAGAAGCUCUCCUUCCACGACUCCCACAUCCAUGACAAAAGACGCAGUACGUACUGUUAUGACCACCAGUUUAUUACCUACGAUGAUAACUUAACAAGGAAAAAAAAAAAUUCCAUUUUCUCCUACCUGAAUAACUAUGACUAUAAGUAUACGUUGUAUUUGAACAUUUUGAAAAAGUUUGUGCACCUCUUCGAUUUGGACAUUUCGGAUAUGGACUCCGGGGUGCACAUGCCUGGUCACUCUGCUAGCCACUUGGAGGACCACUCAUGGGAGAGUGACCUUAUGAAGAACACCUCUAAUGUGAGUCUCUCUGACCAUAACGCUACCCCCAUUUGGAGCAGCAACCUUGGGAGCCCUUCCAAAGAAGACACCCCAAUGCAGUUACCAACUGACAACAACUACAACUCGUUGCAAGAAACUAUGGAUAAUAUUUUCUUCAAUAAAAAAUACUCUCACAUUUUAAAUCAUAUACUUAACAAGAAUCUGGAACUUACGAAAAAUAAAAUCAGAGAGAAGAACCACUCGGCCAAGAGUAGCUACACCGAUAUAGACAAUCUGCACAAGACCACCUCUAACGAUAGCAGCAAUGUGCGCGCGUCGUUUUCUCAAAAUUUGGGAAGUCAGAUCAUGACCCCCACAGAAGGAGACAACCAAACCUACGAGAGCUUUUUAAAUUUGCUCAUUCAUGUGCUCUGUUUGCUUUACUUCACCACUGACUCCAGGGCGCACUCAUCCUUCGAUCUGUACACGCACGAGCUGGCCAAGCGGCUUCACUGUGAGAGUAAAAAAAUGAGGGACCUCAGCUUGGAGAAGUACCUGGCCAGUGGCGUCAAGGAGCUGAUUUAG
Molecule: messenger RNA, 1422 nt
Organism: Plasmodium cynomolgi strain B
Lineage: Eukaryota; Apicomplexa; Aconoidasida; Haemosporida; Plasmodiidae
Product: D13 protein
Exons: 2
Source: RefSeq, a predicted model, not a curated record